Molecule: messenger RNA, 2535 nt
Organism: Ostrea edulis (European flat oyster)
Lineage: Eukaryota; Metazoa; Mollusca; Bivalvia; Ostreida; Ostreidae
Exons: 2
Coding region: 149-940 (263 amino acids)
Source: RefSeq, a predicted model, not a curated record
ACGAGAAAACGCGUGGUCAUAGCAAUGAAUAAACAAGAUGGCGGUCUGGUGAAAGUUCUACCUAAACUUAAGCCACAGACGGGUGGGGUAAUCAUUAGUUCGACGCUAAGCAGAAAUGACAGUUAUCUGAAAGUCAAAAACCACUACGAUGGCCACUGGCAAAACUCGUCAGAUCUCAGUAACCCGUGCCAAGAAACUUCCGCCAAUCCGUGAAGAGACAUUCUCUAGCAGAGGAGGAAGUGCCCGAAUAUCCGUCAGACCGGAAGCCAAAUACGACUUGAUCAGAACGUCCAAAGAUCCUUCCAAAGUGCGACCAACAGUUCAUGCGCGCCCUCUGCCGGCGGAGAGAGCAAGAUCUCCUAAAUACGAGUCCCCUCACACCCAGACACCGGCGCGCCGCAGUUUGUACGCGGCGCCUUUGACACCUGUAGAUACAACAAACACUCUAGUGGACGGUCUAGUGGCGGACUACCUUCACUACGCCAAAUACGGCCAUAUCAUACCGCUCUAUGAAGGAUCUAGUAACCUCACAUGUUCUUGUUGUACAGAGAGAAACCGCGAAAAUGUACGAACAUUACUCGGAUUUCCUUCCGCCGAAAAAAGUAAACCCGGACAUCGCCCCACAAAUGACACUAGAUACAGCGGGUCAUUGUACAAUGACCCAAACAAUGGCAACCCUGUUGCGAGUUACAGUGGCUCCCUCUCGGACCGGCCUGUUGGCAAUGAACGUCAGCGGAUAAUGGACCGUUCGUGGUUGAACUACCAACCUCUUCCUUACGCCUCAAAUUAUCUGAACCCGGAGUUUAACCGUCCUGCUGUUGUUUAUAACUACAACGUGAAUCGGAGAAGUGACCAUGAGGAACAGGUCAAGGUUGAUGUUGUGUCAGCCAACAAACAAUACGAACUCUCCAUGGCAAAACUGGAGAAAUUCGGCUUUUAACGUACGUCUGCAAUACCUUUCAUCACCUACGGGUAGAAAAAAUGUCCCUCAAAUUCCUCAUUAUUUUGCCAUAAAUCUUUGUGAAACGUGUAAAAUCCAAGCUUUGAUGCCAACAAAGUACUUAAGAAGAGAAUAGGGGGUGAUGCUUGGCUCUCGUUAAUUUCUAAUCAUUAGCUAACGACAGUUAACAACAGACAACUGAGAAUAAUUCUUCUUUAUCAAGCUGUUAUAUUAGUAGUCUAAUUCAAGCUUCCAUAUAUAUCUGCUGAUUUCUCAAUAUUGACACUAUAGACAGACACCGGAAGAAUUGUGAUCAUUGUAUCAUUAUGCAUAAUGAUAUAUCUGCCGAUUUCUCAAUACUGACACUAUAGACAUCGGAAGAAUUGUGAUCAUUGUAUCAUUAUGCAUAAUACUAGUUAGAUGCACGUACAUUUAUUUAUUCGUGUCUUUGGAAUACGAAAUUGAAACAGUUGAGCAUCAGUGCAGUAAUGAAAAUGUGACUGUUGGGCGUCAAUGUAGUAAUGAGAAUGUGAAUAUUGGGUGGCAAUGUAGUAAUGAGAAUAUGAUUGUUGAGCGUCAAUGUAGUUGUGAGAAUGUGAAUGAUGAGUGGCAAUAUACAUGUAGUAAUGAGAAUGUUGAGCGGCAAUAUAGUAAUGAGAAUGUGAAUGUUGAGUGCCAAUGUUGUUGUGAGAAUGUAAAUGUUGGGCGUCAAUGUAGUAGUGAGAAUAUGAAUUUUGAACAUCAAUGUAGAAGUCUGCUAUUUGUAGGCAUAUGAAUAUAUUCUAUAUAAUAAAACUGAAAUCUUGACCCCCGCCCAUCGUGGAAGAGAUUGGGGCUUAAUCAGUUUCGAAGCAGAGAUGAGCACAUCACUCUCGCAGGCGCUUCCUUUUUUAACCAGCAUCUUGUCAGACAGGCGCUUCCAGUUUUAACCAGCAUCUUGUCACGCAGGCGCUUCCAGUUUUAACCUGCAUUUUGUCACACAGCUGCUUGCAGUUGUUACACACAGGCGCUUCCAUUUUUAACCUGCACCUUGUUACAAUUUUCACGACUGCUUUGUUCUCGUUUUGUGGUUAAAGAUCGGCAAAUUUAAAAUAAUAAUAAUAACAUAACAAUCGAGCCCCCCCCCCCCCCCCCCUACUUCUAAUUUCAUAUGCAUGUACGUUGGUUCUUAUUAUAUGUCUGCUUAAACUAUACAGGUGCAUGACAUAACAAAAAAAUCACUUAACCCACGAUACUAGAUACCAUCAAUGUCCAUCACGAAAUAAAAUCCAAAAUGGCCGCCCCUUUCUCAAAUUAAAAUUGUUUCUUCAUAUUUAUAAAACACUUUCGUAAUGGAAACAGAUUUUGCCUGAUGUGAAGCGACAUUUUGGAAAGUACUAUUGUAACCCAGAAGAUAGACAAUAUUUGCCCCCUAAUUUUAGUUUAUUUUGAAACGACUACUCGCAUGUUAUUCAUAGCCAGACACAAUUCUCAGACACGGAGUACGACCUUUAAAGUCACGUGUGCUUCUGACGAGAUUACACUGUCAUGGUCGAUGUAGAAAUUUUGUGUUUUUGUUUGUCUGUUUUCCAUCGAUAAAUAAAAGAUAAUUAUUA